AUAAUCAUAACACUACACGCAGCGGAGAAUAAUUAAAUAAAGAAAAAAAAAAAUAUAUAUUGAGAGAAUCGGUAUGAAGUUGCGUAUCAACUACUCUCUGGCUUUAUGCUUCUUUUUCUCGUUCCAUUUUCCCCUCCACCAUCUACAUACAUACGUAGCCCCCUUUUAACACUACUUUUUCUCUCUUUAGCUUUUCCUUUCUUCUCAUUCUUCCAUUACUGAGUUUCUCUUUACUGUCUCUAGCUCUUCGAUCUCCAUGCAUCAUGGCCUAGCAAGCUAGCUACUUAGAUCAAUGCAAGUAAUCAGACCUUAACUUUAAUGGCCACUCCCACAAUAUCUUCACUCUUAACCAAGCUCAUCUCUCAUUUCUUCCUUCUUUUUCUCAACUUGGGUUGCUUUGUCUUCUCCACCAGCCCCACUACCGGCACCGACAACCACAUCCAAAGCCAUGGUAAUCACUCCAAGAAACGAAAAACCCAGAAAGCUCUCUCCUCUUCUUGGUCUUAUAUCAAAGGAAUCUUUUCGGCCAAAUCCCGUAAAACCUGUAUCCAAACACACCCUUCGACGCCUCCGCGAUCAUCCCAGCACUCAAUCGUCUCCCUCGUCAAUCCCGAACAGUCAGAUCAAUCCUCUGCCGCCGUCGUCGAAGCAGCACCUCGGAAAAAGCAUUCGCCGUCAUCGGAAUCUGACAUAGCAGCGGGAGACAGCGAUCUCUUCUUCCCACUCCGGAACGACAUCUUCCCCUGUACGGCAUGCGGUGAGAUUUUCCAAAAGCCCCAUCUCCUCGAACAGCACCUGACGAUGAAGCACGCCGUUUCGGAGCUCUACGACGGCGAUUCGGGUAAAAACAUAGUCCGAAUCAUAUUCAAAUCGGGGUGGAACGAUACCCGAAAUAAGAGCCCGAUUAUCCACAGGGUACUGAAGAUCCACAAUAGCGCCAAGAUACUGACUCGAUUCGAAGAGUACCGAGAGACAGUCAAAGCCAAGGCCGCGCGAAACGGCGCCGUUCAGAAGUCACGUGACGAGAGGUGCAUCGCGGACGGUAACGAGCUGUUGAGGUUUCACUGUUCGACGUUUUUAUGUGAUUUGGGUGUGAGUGGAAGCUCAGGGAUCUGUAACCACCAGUACUGUAGCGUUUGUGGGAUUAUCAAAUCCGGGUUCUCACCCAAGUUGGACGGAAUUUCCACGCUGUCGAGUAGCUGGAGGGCACACGUGGCGAUCCCGGAAGAGAUCGAGGAGGAGUUUCGGUUCAUGAACGUGAAACGGGCCAUGUUGGUAUGCCGGGUCGUGGCGGGUCGAGUCGGGUGCGAGACGGACGACGUGGAGAAAGAUGACGGCGUUGGGUUUGACUCGGUAUUGGGACGUGGCGGGAAUGGGGCCCACACCAGACUAGACGAGGAAGAGCUCUUGGUGUUUAAUCCAAGGGCUGUGCUUCCAUGCUUUGUGAUUGUGUAUACUGUGUGAGCGUGCGUUGGAUCCUUGUGUUGUGUUAAUUACUUUCUCUUAUUUUUCAAUUUAAUUUUUAUUUAGUUUAAUGACCUAAUCAUCAAAUAUUUGUGAAUUUUUUUUGUGAUGUGUGGUACAGUACGUGGUAGUGAUGGUGUUAUCUAAUGGGUCCCAAAGCCAAAGAUAUGGGUCAAUCCUAAUAUAUAUAUACUAGCCAGGAAGAUAUAAUAUGAUAAUUAUAAGGGGUUAUUAGUACCUAGUUUUGAGAAUUAAGAACUCUUUGCUGUGACCGUUUUGUUUGUGAAAUUGUAAGGUAAGAAUAUAGUAUUUUACUUCAGCCUUCA
Molecule: messenger RNA, 1790 nt
Organism: Cannabis sativa
Lineage: Eukaryota; Viridiplantae; Streptophyta; Magnoliopsida; Rosales; Cannabaceae
Exons: 1
Coding region: 319-1464 (381 amino acids)
Source: RefSeq, a predicted model, not a curated record